Molecule: messenger RNA, 1776 nt
Organism: Sclerotinia trifoliorum
Lineage: Eukaryota; Fungi; Ascomycota; Leotiomycetes; Helotiales; Sclerotiniaceae
Source: the annotation of a GenBank genome assembly
AAGAUAUUCUACGGAGUCUGAAACUCAGAGAUAAUAAGCGAAAACAAAGAUUAUACUCCUCAGCGCGGUCUUGAUAACUUCAUAUAUGUUACAAGCCAAAGCGUGCCUACUUGUGAUUGGUCAUCACGAAGUCCAAACAUCAUCUUUAAAACACACUUCGCACAGUCUCCCUGAGCCACCAAGAUCAAAGCACAACUUCAGAAUCACACAAAAUGUCGACCUUGGAUAUGUUUUCCCUUAAUUUUCUUACUCGAAUAUCGCUAUACAAAUUGCGAGAAAAAUGCAGCUUCCAACUGGUAUCAAUCGCAAAUAUGCCGCCCUAGCAGGCUUUUUCCUAGGACUGGCAUGGCUUUGGUACGCUUUUGAUCGUCCUCGUGUUAUACCUACAUAUAUCAUCUGGAAUGCUAGUCCCGAUGGCUCUCAAGCACAUAAUCCCCCUCCCACCUUGGAUCAACACGAUGUAUUCGAUUUCCCGCAUGUCAAUUCCGAGGUUAUGAGAGCAGUUUGCGAGACACAAACAUGGAACUCGAGCAUCAUAUUUACAUGCGACAGUAACCAAGGAGGAGUUGGGCAUGUGCGAAAUGCGAUACUGAAUUGUGUGCGAUAUGCGAUUGGUGCAGGUGGUAGCUUGGUUAUGCCAAAUAUCAAGCUGAGGGAAGAUAUUGAGGGAAUGAACAUGAUGCCGAGCGAGGAUGGGGACGGAUCACAUAUGGGAAAACGACAUGGGCUCGGUUGGAAAGGAAUGGACUACAUGUUUGAUGCGGACCAUUUCAGGAAAUCUUUGAAAAUGUCAUGUCCUGAAUUGAAGGUCAUUGAUCACAUGGAACAAACGGUCAAUGGGAGAAGACGCGGGCUUCAGCCUGAAAGCUUAUUUAUCAACCGGCCAAGCAGUGGAUUGGAACAUCCAGAGGAAUGGCAAGGAAAAUUAAAUGAUUGGAUCCAAAAGUGGAUGGCGCCAACACCGACUUCGAUCCCAAUUGUUGUGGAUCUCGAACAAUCCAAUCUUCAAUAUCCAACCCAUGCCGACGGUCAUGUAUUUGCCCAUGAGUUCGGCAGGAUUAUGAAAUUCCGACCUGAUGUUCGUCGGCUCGCGACCUCGACUUUGCGCCAAAUGUCCAGCUGGUACGAUGUGCCACUCAACGUUAGCUCAACAAUUGUUACCCCUUCAUUCCUGGGCGUACAUUUGAAAACCGAGCCGGAAGAAGUUUCAGAAGGAAUCGCGAAACGUCAUGUCACUGCAGCUCCAUUCACGCACUACAAUGGUCAAGCUGAGGCAUAUAUUGCAUUGGCGAAGUCGAUGAAAACGCCACUCAUUUAUGCUGCAUCUGGCGAUAUUGAUUCUACCCACAAGCUCGCAAUUGAGGCCAAAGGUCAUGGCAUCGAUGUUACUCACAAAGAAGAUCUUUUGAAAGAGCAUGAGCGAGAAGAGCUCUCUCAUCUAAGAUGGGAUCAGAGAGCUUUGAUCGACUACCUUGUGGUUUUGCGAGGAGAAUAUUUCGCGGGUGUAGGACAUUCAAUGUUCUCGUGGAAUGUAAUGUUGAAAAGACAUGAGUCUGCAUUGUUGAAGCAAAAAUUGCACGAGAAUAUUUAUGCCGAUGACCUAAGUAGUCUCUAUGGUGUUAGAGAGAGCUAUCUGGACUCGGCAAAAUGUAUGUGGCCUUGAUUUUGUUUGGGUAAUCUGGGUUGGAGUACAGGAUUUUUUGGAGUAUAUGCUUGGAUAAGCAAUGGAGUACAUACAUAGCUUGCUGGGUUAGCUACUGUUGUAGGUCGAGGCAG